This is a messenger RNA of Zea mays, 591 nucleotides long. RefSeq lists its product as uncharacterized. The record is from RefSeq and is marked predicted. Lineage: Eukaryota; Viridiplantae; Streptophyta; Magnoliopsida; Poales; Poaceae.
CCGCCGUUUCGCCUCUCUCCACUUUCCCCGUCCUUCGCCGUCGCGGCCGCGUCCUAGUCUAGUCUGAUGGCCAGCCGCUGGGUCCGACCCGAGGUGUACCCGCUGUUCGCGGCGAUGGGAGUUGCCGUUGGCAUCUGCGGGUUUCAGCUCUUCCGGAACAUCACCGGCAACCCGGAAGUCAGGGUAAACAAGGCAGGGAGGGCAGCCGGCGUGCUUGAGAACCAUGAGGAGGGGAGGCGUUACGCCAUGCAUGGCCUCAGAAGCUUUGUGCACGACAAGACCCCCGAGAUCAUGCCAGCUAUCAACAAGUUCUUUACUGACCCCAAGUGAAGCAAAGCAGCUUUGGUUGGCCGCUGAUGACGAUGGUUCUGCUACUAGUUGCCCUUGGGGAUUGUGUACCCUUUUUAUGGCAAUUCGAUAUGUGAAUGAGUUCGACGGUCCCUGUUUGUUCCUCGUACUCACCUGUCAUGUGGAUUUGAUGCACUUAAGUGAUAAAACUGUCAGCCAACGUUCAUUACAAGUGGAUUUUUGCAAACUGGUUAUGUAAAGGAUAAGUAAUUGUAAUUUACAAGUGUUUUAGACUUUGUCUUU